Messenger RNA from Prunus armeniaca (apricot), 210 nucleotides. Lineage: Eukaryota; Viridiplantae; Streptophyta; Magnoliopsida; Rosales; Rosaceae. The record is from the annotation of a GenBank genome assembly.
AUGCCGAACGGCAGGGGAAGGUCUGAGCGUCCUGACGACCCCCGGGACACAGGCGUCACGCCGCAAACUCUACCUAUCGAAGAACUAGAAACGAUAUCCAUUUUCGACACACAAAAGGACCGGCAGGUCAGGAUCGGCACCUCCCUUAGUCCGUCUCUUCGGACCAAGUUCAUAGCCUUUCUGCGGGCCAAUUUGGAAGUUUUUGCCUAG